GGCUUCGUCUGAGGGCCAUGUGGCUGUUGGUAGCCCUGUCGGUCCUGGCUACGGGAAAUGGGGGAAUUGCUGGUGCCCAGAAGUCUAGGCUGACGCUGCAUCCAAAGUGGGUCAAUGUGUUCACUGGGGACAAAGUGACCCUGAAAUGUGAUGACCCCAACUCCCCGGGAAACAUCACCAACACAAAGUGGUUCCGUAAUGGUUCAGCCUUGGCAAUCCAGACCCCCAGCUACAGCAUCCAGGCCGCCAUCUUCAACGACAGCGGGGAGUACCAGUGCCAAAUGGAGGGGUCCAACAAGAGCGACCUCGUGCAGCUGGAUGUGAGCAAAGAUUGGCUACUCCUGCAGACCUCCAGCUGGGUGUUCCUGGAGGGCGAAACUGUGGACCUGAGAUGCUGCAGCUGGAAAGCCCAGCACUUGUUAAAGGUGACCUUCUACAAAGACCAAAGAAUAAUGAGGUUUUACAGCCACAAUUCCAGAUUCUCCAUCCCCAGUGCCACACACAGUGACAGCGGGUCCUAUCACUGCACAGGAUACCAGGGCAGCCAACUCUUCAAGUCAUUACCCAUCGACAUCACCGUCCAGGGUACAACCUCACCUUCAUCCUGGAUCCACAUCCUUUUCUUCUUGGCAAUGGGAAUCCUGUUUGCCAUUGACACGGGCCUGUAUGUCACUCUGCGGAGAAGGCUCUGCACAUCAGAGACAAAUAGGAAGUUUCUAGAAACAAAUGAGUACCAAGAGAGUGGAGCCCAUUUAAAUUUUCUCCUGGAGGCCAAGAGAAGCAUAAGUGGCAGUAGGAGGGAACGACCCAUCCCUGCUUCUCCCCCUCCUCUGCUUCCAGCCCCCAGGAGCCCCCUGAGACUGCAGUUGGAGUCAUCUCCCUUCCUUAGCUCUUCUCCUCACACUAGCACUUCCGAAUCAGAACACCACCUCUUCCCACUCACAUCCUGUACUCCCCCAGAUUGUCCAAUCCCUGGAGACAACACCAACCCAUCUCCCACCCUUCCAAGCCCAUAACCUCGGUAUUAUCCUUGACUCAUUUCUCUCGUUCAAUGCACGCCUUCAGUCUUUCACUGAGUCUUGUCGGUUCUUCCUUUGCAACAUCUCUAGGAUCUGUCCUUUCCUCUUCACCUGAACUGCCACCACCCUGCUCCAAGUACUUACCAUAUCCCACUUUGCUGCAUCAGCCCCCACUGAGCUCCUUACUUUCUGCCUCUCCCCACUCCAGUCCUCUGCUGCCCGAUUCAUUUUUCUCAAAAAAAAAAAAAAAUUCA
Tachyglossus aculeatus (Australian echidna) is the source of this 1273-nucleotide messenger RNA. Its product is annotated as low affinity immunoglobulin gamma Fc region receptor III-like. The transcript has 5 exons. Gene Ontology annotation, molecular function: transmembrane signaling receptor activity. The record is from RefSeq and is a predicted model, not a curated record. The coding region runs from base 18 to 1016 and encodes 332 amino acids. NCBI's taxonomy places the organism in Eukaryota, Metazoa, Chordata, Mammalia, Monotremata, Tachyglossidae. Gene Ontology annotation, biological process: cell surface receptor signaling pathway.